This is a messenger RNA of Aspergillus niger, 1800 nucleotides long. RefSeq lists its product as uncharacterized. Lineage: Eukaryota; Fungi; Ascomycota; Eurotiomycetes; Eurotiales; Aspergillaceae. The transcript is spliced from 3 exons. Gene Ontology annotation, molecular function: transcription corepressor activity. Gene Ontology annotation, cellular component: Swr1 complex; NuA4 histone acetyltransferase complex; nucleus. The coding region runs from base 1 to 1800 and encodes 599 amino acids. The record is from RefSeq and is a predicted model, not a curated record. Gene Ontology annotation, biological process: DNA repair; negative regulation of transcription by RNA polymerase II; chromatin remodeling.
AUGGCCGCCGCCGAUGUUCGCGACAUGCUGGAUCUGCCCGCGGAGGGCCAGCCCCGACCUCAUAAGAAACAGAAGGUCGUCGAGAAGCGUCCAGAGGGUAUCACCCGUGAGCUCUAUGCUCUGCUAGGCGAACGAGCGCCUCCGAUCGCCAUCAACGAGAACCGAUACAAGGGACGUCCGAAAUGGACGAGCAAAAAGCGCGUACAGCCAUGGCGCAUGACCCCCUUCAUAAACAGCGCCCGCUCCGAUGGCCUCGUUCUCCGCCACUGGCAACGCCAGCAUGAAUCCGCCAAGGUCCCCGCGCUGGAGGGCUCCGAGAUGGACGUGGACGAGAAAGAGGACAACGCCGAUGCCUCAACCUCCGAUAACGUGCCGCAGCAAGACUCCCUAUUCGCCAAAUACAACAUCAAAGCCCGCGUACCCAACCGCUACACAGACGAGGAAUACAAUCGCCAUCUCAAGAACGACGACUGGACGCGCCAGGAAACCGACUACCUCAUGGACCUAGUCGAAGAAUACGAUCUCCGCUGGGUCGUAAUCGCCGAUCGCUACGACUAUCAACCGCACUCCGUCGAUGGCGACAGCAACAACGCCAGCGCCCUCGUCCCCGCAAAGCAAUACCGAACCAUGGAGCAGAUGAAAUCGCGCUACUACUUCAUCGCCGCGAGCAUGCUCGCGCUCGAGCACCCGCCCUCCGAGAUGUCGGAAGCCGAAUUCGAACUGCACGAAAAGAUGCUCAAAUUCGACGCCGACCGUGAACGCUCCCGCAAAGAACUCGCCGCCCUCCAACUCAACCGCACAGCCGACGAAGUCCGCGAAGAAAGCGUCCUCCUCGAAGAACUCAAACGCAUCACCGCCAACGAGCAAGAUUUCAUCACGGAACGUCGCGAACUCUACUCCCGCCUUGAAGUCCCUAUCAGCGUCGGCAACACAACCAUGUACCAAUCCAGCCAAGGCCUCUCGCAACUCCUCCAAACCCUCCUCCAAGCCGACAAGAGCAAGAAACGCCGCUCCAUCCUGGGCCCCGAAGGCGGCGCCGCUCCCAGCCCCGCCGGCGCAACCCCGGCCCCCAACGCCCCCAGCAGCGCCCGCGACAGCCGCGCCGACACCCCCAACGCGACGCCCGCCGCCGCCCCAACCAACAAAAAGGCCGCCGCGGCAGCCGCAGCCGCAGCCGCAGCAGCGAACAAAGAAGCGCAACAACAAGCCGUUCGGACCCUCACACCCGCCGAAGAAGCCAAAUACGGCGUGCAGCACCACGACCGACUGGCGCCGGGCGUGCAAUUCCGCAGUGACCGCGCGCAGAAGCUCACACAGGCGAAAUCGAAUGUGCAGACGCAGAAACUCGCUGCUGCGCUGGCGGAACUGGAGGUGCCGCUGCGGCUUGUCAUGCCGACGGAGCGUGUCUGCAAGGAUUUUGAGAAGCUGAUUCAUUCGGUGAAUCUGCUGCUGGAGGCGCGGAAGGUGUCGGAGAAGGUGGAGAGUGAGAUUCGGGUUUUGGAGGCUGCGAAGGAGGAACGUGAGAAGAAGGCGAAGGAGGCGCUAGAGAAGGAUAGUAAGCCUGAGGUCAAAUCGGAGCAGCAGGAGGAUCAGCCACUUCCUGCGGCGGCGGCGGAGGAGGAGGAGGAGGCUGCGGGUGCUGGGGAUGCGGAGGGGCAGGAGAAGGGUGCAACAGAUAAAUCGGGAGAGAAGGCAGAAGGUGGUGCUGCUGGUGAAGAGGGAGAUGUGACUUCGCAUAAACGCUCUGCUAGUGUUCUGAGCAAUGCUAGUGAUAAGAGUACGAAGCGGCAAAGGAAGUAA